Molecule: messenger RNA, 8342 nt
Organism: Eublepharis macularius
Lineage: Eukaryota; Metazoa; Chordata; Lepidosauria; Squamata; Eublepharidae
Gene: PXDN
Product: peroxidasin
Exons: 23
Coding region: 116-4588 (1490 amino acids)
Biological process (GO): response to oxidative stress
Molecular function (GO): heme binding; peroxidase activity; protein binding
Source: RefSeq, a predicted model, not a curated record
CCGCUCGCCGGCUCCAUCUGCAGAGCAAGAGCUGGAGGCGAGGAGCCGGGAUCUGGCCGCUCCUGCCAUCGCCGCUCCGUCUCCUGCUUCUCGGUCCCCCUGAGCCCUGGGCGGCAUGGCCCGGCGCAAAGCAGCCUCUGCUUUCCCGGCGCUUUGCUUCGGGGUCCUGCUGUGGAGCGGCAGCCUCCUGCCCUUGGCUUCCCCGCAGCAGCCGCCGCCGCCCCCGUCGCCGCCUCAGCGGGGGAGCGUGUGGUGCCCAAGCCGCUGCCUCUGCUUCCGCACCACGGUGCGCUGCAUGCACCUCAUGCUGGAGAGCGUCCCCGCCGUGUCGCCGCAGACCACCAUCCUAGAUUUGCGAUUUAAUAGAAUUAAAGAAAUCCAGCCUGGUGCAUUUAGACGGCUUAAAAAUCUGAAUACACUACUUCUAAACAACAAUCACAUCAAAAGAAUACCUACUGGAGCAUUUGAAGACCUUGAAAAUUUAAAAUAUCUCUAUUUGUACAAGAAUGAAAUCCAGUCAAUUGACAGGCAAGCAUUUAAAGGACUUGCCUCUCUAGAACAACUGUAUCUGCACUUUAAUCAGAUCGAAACCUUGGAACCAGAAUCAUUUGCCCAUCUUCCCAAACUUGAAAGAUUAUUUUUACAUAACAACAGAAUAUCCCAUUUAACUCCUGGAACAUUUAGUCAUUUGGAAUCUAUGAAAAGACUGCGUCUGGAUUCAAAUGCACUUCAUUGUGACUGUGAAAUACUUUGGCUGGCAGACUUGUUGAAGACGUAUGCCGAGUCUGGUAAUGCCCAAGCUGCAGCUACUUGUGAAUAUCCAAGGAGGAUCCAGGGAAGAUCAGUAGCCACAAUAACCCCAGAGGAACUUAACUGUGAGAGGCCAAGAAUUACAUCAGAGCCUCAGGAUGUAGAUGUUACCUCAGGGAACACCGUUUACUUCACUUGCAGAGCUGAAGGCAAUCCCAAACCAGAAAUUAUCUGGCUUCGAAACAAUAAUGAGCUUAGUAUGAAAGCAGAUUCCCGUUUGAAUUUGCUUGAUGAUGGCACACUGAUGAUCCAGAACACGCAGGAGACAGACCAAGGCAUUUACCAGUGCAUGGCAAAAAAUGUGGCUGGAGAAGUGAAAACUCAAGAAGUUACUUUGCGCUACUUUGGGUCACCAGCUAGGCCAAGUUUUGUGAUUCAUCCACAAAAUACAGAGGUACUGGUUGGAGAAAGUGUCACUUUAGAGUGUAGUGCAACUGGUCACCCCCAGCCACGUAUCACAUGGACAAAAGGUGACAGGACUCCUCUACCAAACAAUCCCCGCAUCACUAUUACUCCAUCAGGAGGGCUUUAUAUACAAAAUGUGGAUCAGGAAGAUGGCGGCGAGUAUACAUGUUUUGCAACCAACAGUAUAGAUAACAUCCAUGCAACUGCAUUUAUAAUUGUGCAAGCUGUGCCCCAGUUUACUGUGACUCCUCAAGACAGAGCAGUGAUUGAAGGGCAAACUGUUGAUUUCCCUUGUGAGGCUCAGGGCUACCCACAACCAGUUAUUGCAUGGACUAAAGGAGGAAGCCAGCUGUCUGUAGAUAGAAGGCACUUAGUCUUGUCAUCUGGAACCCUGAGGAUUUCCAGAGUUGCUUUACAUGACCAAGGCCAGUAUGAAUGUCAAGCUGUCAACAUUGUAGGAUCUCAAAGAGUUGCCGUACAUCUGAGUGUACAACCUAGAGUUACUCCUGUUUUUGCUAAUGUCCCAAGUGAUAUGACAGUUGAAGUUGGCACAAAUGUGCAGAUUCCUUGCAGUUCUCAAGGGGAACCUGAGCCAGUAAUAACAUGGAACAAGGAUGGUGUUCAAGUCACAGAAAGUGGAAAAUUUCAUGUUAGCCCUGAGGGAUUUCUUACUAUUCGUGAUGUCGGACCAGCAGAUGAAGGCCGUUAUGAAUGUGUUGCCCGGAAUACUAUUGGAUAUUCCUCAGUUAGUAUGGUACUAAGUGUGAACGUUCCUGAUGUCAGUCGGAAUGGAGAUCCGUUUGUAGCAAGCUCAAUUGUUGAAGCUAUUGCUACUGUUGACAGAGCAAUAAACUCGACACGCACACAUUUGUUUGACAGUCGCCCUCGCUCCCCAAAUGAUUUGCUAGCAUUAUUUCGAUACCCAAGAGAUCCUUACACUGUUGAGCAAGCAAGAGCAGGAGAGAUAUUUGAGAGGACAUUACAGCUAAUUCAAGAACACGUGCAAGAUGGUUUAAUGGUUGAUCUAAAUGGAACAAGCUAUCACUAUAAUGAUCUUGUAUCUCCACAGUACUUGAACCUGAUAGCUAACCUGUCAGGCUGCACAGCUCAUAGGCGUGUGAAUAACUGUUCAGAUAUGUGCUAUCAUCAGAAAUACAGGACACAUGAUGGAACCUGUAAUAAUCUGCAGCAUCCAAUGUGGGGAGCCUCACUGACAGCCUUUGAACGCUUAUUGAAGUCAGUCUAUGAAAAUGGAUUUAAUUUGCCAAGGGGGGUUGGAUCUAAUCGGCAUUACAAUGGAUUCACACUCCCGAUGCCUCGUUUAGUUUCAACUACUUUGAUAGGAACAGAAACAAUAACCCCCGAUGACCAGUUUAGUCAUAUGCUAAUGCAGUGGGGUCAAUUCCUGGAUCAUGACCUUGACUCUACAGUUGCUGCUCUAAGCGAAGCCAGGUUUUCUGAUGGUCAGCACUGCAGUUCAGUUUGUACAAAUGAUCCUCCAUGUUUCUCUAUCAUGAUCCCACCCAAUGAUCCUCGAGUCAGAAAUGGAGCACGGUGCAUGUUUUUUGUGCGUUCAAGUCCUGUGUGUGGAAGUGGCAUGACAUCACUUCUGAUGAAUUCCGUUUACCCCCGAGAGCAGAUUAACCAGCUGACUUCCUAUAUUGAUGCAUCCAAUGUAUAUGGUAGCUCAGACCAUGAGGCACAAGAAAUCAGAGACCUAGCCAGUCACAGGGGUCUUCUGAGACAGGGCAUUGUACAGAGAUCUGGAAAGCCUCUUCUUCCAUUUGCUACUGGUCCUCCAACAGAAUGCAUGAGAGAUGAAAACGAGAGCCCCAUUCCAUGCUUUUUAGCUGGCGAUCACCGUGCUAAUGAACAGCUGGGCCUCACCAGCAUGCAUACUCUAUGGUUUAGAGAACACAACAGAAUUGCUACAGAAUUACUGAAACUGAACCCACACUGGGAUGGGGAUACAAUAUAUCAUGAAACACGUAAAAUUGUGGGUGCAGAAAUGCAACACAUAACAUACAGCCACUGGCUACCUAAGAUUUUGGGAGAGGUAGGCCUAAAAAUGCUUGGCGAAUAUAAAGGGUAUGAUCCCAAUGUGAAUGCUGGCAUUACUAAUGAAUUUGCAACUGCUGCUUUUAGGUUUGGCCACACGCUCAUCAAUCCCAUACUGUAUCGCCUGGAUGAAAACUUUGAAACUAUCCCACAAGGCCAUAUUCCACUUCACAAAGCAUUCUUCUCUCCAUUUCGGAUUGUAAAUGAAGGUGGCAUUGAUCCUCUUCUAAGGGGUUUGUUUGGGGUUGCGGGUAAGAUGCGUGUGACAUCACAGCUGCUUAAUACAGAAUUGACGGAGAGGCUCUUCUCCAUGGCACGGGCAGUUGCUUUGGAUCUGGCAGCAAUGAAUAUCCAGAGGGCCAGAGAUCAUGGAAUCCCACCUUACCAUGAUUUCAGAGUUUACUGUAACCUGUCUUCUGCGCACACAUUUGAAGAUCUGAAAAAUGAAAUUAAGAAUCCUGAUAUCAGAGAGAAGCUUAGCAGAUUAUAUGGUUCACCACUGAACAUAGAUUUGUUUCCUGCUCUUAUGGUAGAAGAUUUAGUUCCUGGUAGCAGACUGGGGCCAACACUGAUGUGUCUCUUGAGUACGCAGUUUAAACGUCUCCGAGAUGGAGACAGGUUAUGGUAUGAGAACCCUGGCGUUUUUAGUCCACCUCAGUUGACACAGAUCAAGCAGACGUCCCUUGCCAGAAUCCUAUGUGACAACAGUGACAACAUAACCAAAGUGCAACGUGAUGUUUUUAGAGUAGCUGAGUUUCCGCAUGGAUAUGGAAGCUGUGAUGAAAUUCCGAAAGUGGAUCUUAGGAUGUGGCAAGAUUGCUGUGAAGACUGCAGGACAAGAGGACAGUUCAAUGCAUUUUCUUAUCAUUUCCGAGGAAGACGUUCUCUGGAUUAUAGUUUUCGUGAAGACAGACCGUCAAAGCAUGUGAAAAUGUCAAAAACACCAAGUUCUGCAAGAGAGAGUGCACAUUUUAAUAAUACCAUUUCAUCUUUUGAUGAGCGAAAAAAAUCAGCUGUGAUGAAUGACUUCAAAGAAUUUGUUGGAGAUAUGCAAAAAACUAUUACAGACCUCAGAAAACAGAUAAAGAAACUUGAAUCACGGCUGAGUACAACUGAAUGCACUGAUGAAAAAGGUAAAUCAUAUUCCAGUAACGAAGCCUGGAAAAAAGACCCAUGCACCACAUGUGAAUGCAAGGUUGGCCAAAUCACCUGUUACGUAGAAUCGUGUCCACCAAAUGAUUGCGCUGCACCAGUGAAGCUCAAAGGGGUUUGCUGCCCUGUCUGCUUAAAACAAACUCUUAGCAAGAAGCCCUAAGUCUGCUUUGUGGUUGUCACAUUAUCAAGUCAUUUGGAUAUCUGCUGAUGGCAAAUACAAGGAACAGUAGGCUUAAAACCGCAGCAACAAAUCAAGACAUUACAGGACAGCAUUCAAGUGACGGUGUAACAAUAUAAGAAAAUGUGUAAUUUUAUUUGCUUGCCCAAUGAAAAGCCAAAAUGAAAAGUAUUGAAAGGGAACACACCAUACACAUCAGGAUAAUUUUGUGUUAAAACUUCUCAGGUUCUACAAACUAAAAACUGGUGCUACUUUUUAAAGAAGCCUUUGGCAAGUGAUAUGAGGCUCCAAGACUUAUUUUUGUAUUUUCAUACACUGGUGGAAGAAAGGUAGGUGCCAUUUAAUUGGAUGAAACGAGGCCCACAACUUUGUCUUAAAAUACAAGACAUACUCAGUGGCCUUGUACAGAGCCCGCGGCGUACUAGCCACACCCCUCAGAUUGAGAUGGAGCUGAUCUGGGAUUCUCCUGAGAGUAACAUUUUACUUGACAACUUGGCAAGCCAGCUUUUUGUGGCAGUGUCAUUUCUGAUGGUUGGUGAAGCCAGAGAGUGAGCAUUUGCUACCAGUUUCUCCUUCUCCUUAACAGUAUUGAAGUCCUGCAGUUCCUCUUCUUUUAUGUCUUAAUAGAAUACUUGGGAGAUUAUCCAGAUUGUUACACCUAUAUAUAUAUAUAUAUAUAUAUAUUAAUUCCCCACUUGGUGCUUCAACAACAAAAAAAUGGCAAAAUGUAAAAUUAGUCUACAAAUUCAUAAGAGAAAACGUCUCUCAGCCGAAACAGCAAAACAACUAUAUCUAAAGCAUCUGUUUAGCUAGUUUGCGAUCGGAGUGAGAGGUGGAAGAGGAAUCUUCUCUUGGCUAUACACAUUACUGCCCUGACUACUGCACAUUUUUAACUUUUAAUUUCAUACACUUUUCAGAACUGCAUUUUUUUACCUUGUCCUGUGGACAAAUAUCAGUUCUAUCAGGCCAUUCCACAAUGUGUCCUUAGUUGAAGAGAAUAAUAUUCCCCAGCGAACUGCCUAUCAUCUGUGCUUAAUUUCUAGAAAAAUAUAUCUCAGAGUUUGUGUCUGUCUGACAAUACCAUUCUUUGAUCUUGAAUCCCUUCACCCUGAUCCAUGUUGUAUGGGGAGUCUCUGCAGUUACUCAGUAGUAAGAGGUACUCAGAGGCAGUUUCGCCAAGUUUUAAGUCAUGUAUUCCAUGCUUGAGACUUGCUGUUGAAAAUACCUGUGUGAACUGAUUGCUGGUGAGACAUUGCAUAAAUGAUGCCCUGUCUUACGUACAUAGAAUUCCUACUUUCUUCAGCCCUUUCCAUGCAAGGCAUCCAUUCUGCAAUCGCUGAGAGAUCAAAUGUGCCCAGAAUUAUACUAUAAUAUAGGUUGUUCUUACAAAAGACUGAAUAAUCCCGCACGGCCCAGUGAAACACUUGAGCACAUUACUCAAGCAUCAGAGCCUCACCUGCACAGGUACUUUCCCAGGUGAUGCUAAAUUGCAGCUCAAGAUUUCAUUAAUGUUGUUCACAGAACAUUGCUUUCCACAAUUAAUUAUGGUAAUUUAUACAGUCACACAAGGUGGGCGGGGUGGGGGGGAAGAGAUAUGAAGUUUCAUUGAACAUUUGUGUAAGGCACAGAUGGGUAAAAAUAAAUAAAUUUGUGAAAUGGUUAUUAAAACAAUGAAAUAUACUCUGCUGAGGUAUUUAGAAUAUUUCCCUUGAUUUAUGAAAAAAAAUCCUCAUAACGGCUUUUGAAAACAAGCCUUUUUUGACACUCAGUGUAACUUCUGAGUGGAUUUAGUUUUUAUAAUAGAGUGACCACUCAGCCCCUGUUUGCAAAUGUCCUCUUUAGGGCCUGCCUGCAGGAAUCAGAAUCACAUUGAUUCACUGUGCCUAGAAUAGCCACCUGUUGUUGUUUUUUUACUGGCAAGACUCAUAUGCCUUUAACAGUUGUAAGAAUUAUCUGCCUUUCAGUAGAAACAACAGUUUUUCCUGGCAUCAAGAUAAAAAAAUAGAAAAUGUUUCUUCUGUUAGGUUUAUGCCUGUUGUGCAGUUGUUAAGGUAUACUAUUCUUGAUUCUCUUGGUGUGGCACUACAUCCAUUUUUUUUAAUGUAGAGUGUACAGUAUGCCCAUGAAUAUGCUAGUCUGUAAUGCUAUCUUGAAAAUGUGAAAGUUAAAACAAAUUUGUGCUAUCCUAACAUAAAAGUGCUGCUUAAAUGCAGGGUCCUUUUAAUUUGGACAGCGAUUGGGAUUAUCUGAAAUAAGGCCUUGCGGAUAGCAGCAAAUGACAUCUACGGAUUAAUUCUAAAGGCUUGUUGCUGUAGGUGUGUUCCAGGCUAUACUGUGUCAUGAUUCUUCUGUCUGACUGAAACCUUCCCACACAGGGAUUAGACAUUUUUUUAAAAAAACAAACAAGUUUUGCUUUUGUGAUUCUUUAAUUUUAACUUCGUACAUGUUUUUUUUUCUUUGUCUUUGUGUCCCAAAAUGUUAACAGUUUCUCUCUUGUGAAUCUGUGUGCCCGGUUAAGAUUUUUUUAAAGCACUGUUACGUCUUUGUUAAGUUGUUUGUUUACUUCUGUAUCUUCAAUAUUGCCUCCUUAUAACCAAUAUGUAUUACUAAAUUCAGUGAAGGAAAACUCUCAUACCUCAUUUGACAGACAUGUUUUGUUUCAUUGAUGGUGCUUAUCCAAAAAACAAGCCUUAAUCAUGUAAUUCAGCAGUUUUUCCUGAUAGCCCUAGUACCAUCUGUACAAAGGCAAACUUUUGAAAAACGUGCUUUUUAAAAAAAUGUACUUAAUUUGUAUAACAAACCAAGUGUGCAAUUCAUUUCCAUUAACAGUAUUUUGGCACAUCAAAUUCCUGGCUGUGAUCAGUUUUCCAUUUCACAAAUGAAGCCAUUUGACAAAAGUCAAGAAAUAUAUGUAAUGGGGCAGCAACAGCAUCUGUAAAUGACCGUGUUAAGCCAAAUCGCAUAAAGAGUACAUAUGAGAUGACAACAAAUAUUGUUUAAGGUGAUUUUAUGAAGUGCCCUUGGGACAGAACGUGCAUGUUAAGUAUUAUACAUUACUGUAGGACUUACUACUCUUUCUCGAAGUCUGUUCAUCAAUACAUUUCUAUUUUGCUGAGACCCCAAAUCAUACCUUGAUUUUUGAGGUCAUUACCUCAAAUGCCUACAAAUUUAGAAUGCUUUCAAAGUAAGGGCAGAUAUCUUAACUUUGUUGCUACUAUAGAAAGCCAAUUAAUUUUUUUAAGUGAUUGAUCACCGUUUAAUUCCAAUGCUGUAUUGUAAAGAAAUCUGCUCAGGUAUUUCAGUCAUUUUAUGAUAUCUUUGCCAUGUAUACAUUAGCAGUGGAAAACAUACCUCUGUUUUUCCCUUUUGAAAUAAAGCAGGUAUCUAAUUGAUUCAGGUAGUAUGUAAAAUGGUAUGCAUUUCCACAUUAAUUUCUAUUUAAACAUCUGAUUGUAAAUUGGACUUAAGAAAUGGGUCUUAUUCCAAAAUAUAAAAGGAAAUCAAGCAUUGUACAAUGUGUUUGCCAUUUUCUGCUGACUCAAAACUCAUUUAAUAAGACAAUGGCCAAUGGCUAAAUGAUCAUUUCCUCAAUAUUUGUUCAGUUGCAAUUGUUCCAUAUUUAUUUACUUUUUAAAAAAUCCUACCAAAAGUGAAAUCUUGGUAAUUUUUUAUUGUAAUAAGUAAAUCUACCAAAGAGUUGUUUGCACUGUUAUGAAUGCUUCUCAUUUACAAUAAA